Chelonia mydas (Green sea turtle) is the source of this 1408-nucleotide messenger RNA. RefSeq names its product RAB19, member RAS oncogene family (gene RAB19). Gene Ontology annotation, cellular component: trans-Golgi network. The transcript is spliced from 4 exons. The record is from RefSeq and is a predicted model, not a curated record. Gene Ontology annotation, molecular function: GTP binding; GTPase activity. The coding region runs from base 371 to 1018 and encodes 215 amino acids. Lineage: Eukaryota; Metazoa; Chordata; Testudines; Cheloniidae.
AGAGGUCUGCCACAGAAGCACACGGGGGCUGCUGUGUGAGCGUUUGCUGCGCUCGUUUCCCCAUAUUCUGCCCGCACGCCACAGCAGAAAUAUUCCGGGGGGCGGGCAGACUUGGCAGGCGGCCUGUUUCCACACCGCCUCGCUGGCUCCCACUGUUCCGGGGCACUGAGCACCUUGUUAGGGGGCGGCGAGAGACGCUGCCCGAAGGAGCGCGGCCUGUCUCCGGACUACGUUUCCCAGCAGGCAGCGAGGAAAAGGCCAGAAGGGGCGGGCGAGGGUACAAAGCGAGCCAGCGGUACCUGUUCGCACAGGUAAGAGAACGGGGUGAGUAACAGGGGGGUCAGGCUGAGCCGAGGGGAGGAGGAGGAGGAUGAUGUCCUUCUCCAGCUCCGAGUCGGAGGAAGCCUUCGACUACUUGUUCAAGAUCAUCCUGAUCGGAGACUCCAACGUGGGGAAGACCUGCGUGGUGCACCGCUUCAAGUCGGGGCAGUACCACGAGAAGCAGCAGAACACCAUCGGGGUGGACUUCACCGUGCGCUCGCUGGAGAUCGAUGGCAGGAAGGUGAAGAUUCAGGUAUGGGACACUGCAGGCCAGGAGCGCUUCCGGACGAUAACUCAGAGUUACUAUCGCAGUGCCCAUGGUGCCAUCCUUGCCUAUGACCUUACCAAGAGGUCCACAUUUGAAUCUAUUCCUCAUUGGAUUCAUGAAAUUGAAAAAUAUGGAGCUGCUAACUUAGUCCUGAUGUUAAUUGGGAACAAAUCGGAUGUAGCGGAGAACCGCCAAGUCCUUUUUGAAGAUGCCUGUACACUGGCAGAGAAGCAUGGGCUAUUGGCUGUGUUGGAGACUUCAGCCAAAGAGGCCCAGAAUGUAGAUGAGGUGUUUACAUUGAUGGCAAAGGAGCUGAUAGCCCGCAACACCUUGCAGCUUCAUGGGGAGCAUCCUCCAAACAGCAUCUAUCUGGAUUCCAGGCCGGUGAUUGAUAGUCCAAGAACAGAGAAGUCCCAGUGCUCUUGCUGAUGAGAUGUCUCAAUCAUAAAAGCUGUGAAGGUGUGGCUGAUGAUUCCAUAUGUUUCCUGUUUGGCCUCAGACCAUCAUUAUAAUGUAUCACUACCUUGCCGUUUUGGCCUGUAACACUCUCCAGGAGAUAGGUGUUGCAAUAGUCAAAUGUGCUGGAUUGCCUUGAACAUGGCAGCUGUUGGUACUUAAGCAAAGACUAUGAGCUGAGAGGAGAAGACUAGGUGCUGCUAGCCUGAAGAGAACUGUGAAACUGCCUUUGAAUAGACUCUCUGAAUAGUCUUCUGGCUGUGCCAGAGGCUGACUGUAACCAGGUUUUGUGCUGUUUCCUUUAGGAUACACAUCCUGCUGUAGAUCAAAUUCUUUGGUCUUCAUAAAUAGCUUUACAAUGUG